AGACAGCGGUCGGAGCAGAGAUCUCCAAUAGAUAAACACACGGACACACACACACCGGCCGGCAGCACACAGACGAAACCAGACUCAGCUAACAAGGGGGGAAUGUGGAUACUGUGUUUUUGAUGAGCAUUUCAAAGGGAGCGUUUUGGUUCUAUGGUGUUAUUCAGUGUGAAAGCAGCCGUUGGUAGAGCAGGAGGAGGAUAAGGAGGAAGGCAAGGACAGCAUCCUCUCCAUCGCGGAUGACGGUUCACCCGGGGGCUGUUGGAGGAUGAUGACGAGUGCCUGAGAGAGCUGUGUGUUUCUGUCUGCUCUUCGCUUCCCUCGACUCGCUCGGCUACGAUGGACCUCAGUGGGGAGAGACCGAACCUGUUCUGAGAUAGCCCUAUGAACCGCAGACCAAAUGGAUAUCAAAGGCCAGUGCUGGACAGACGAGGAGUCUGACGGGGAGAACGAGUCGGAGCAGUUCCUGUACGGAAUCCAGGGGAGCUGUGCUGCUGACCUGUACCGCCACCCUCAGCUCGAUGCUGACAUCGAGGCCGUGAAAGAUAUCUACACCGACAGUGCUGUCUCCGUGAGGGAGUAUGGCACCAUCGAUGACGUGGACAUCGAUCUCCAAAUCAACAUCGGUUUCUUAGACGAGGAGGUUGCUACAGCCUGGAAGGUGAUCAGGACAGAGCCCAUUAUUCUGAGACUGCGUUUCUCUCUGUCUCAGUACCUCGAUGGACCAGAGCCGUCUGUGGAGGUGUUCCAGCCCUCCAACAAAGAGGGCUUCAGUCUUGGCCUUCAGCUGAAGAAGAUCCUGAGCACCUUCACCUCCCAGCAGUGGAAACACCUCAGCAAUGAGUUCCUGAAGGCCCAGCAGGAGAAGAGACACAGCUGGUUCAAAGCUGGAGGAACCAUCAAGAAGUUCAGAGCGGGCCUCAGCAUCUUCUCCCCCAUCCCCAAGUCGCCCAGCUUCCCCCUGAUCCAGGACACGGUGCUGAAGGGCAAACUGAGCGUCCCGGAGCUCAGAGUGACCCGGCUCAUGAACCGCUCCAUCUCCUGCACCAUGAAGAACCCUAAAGGAGAGCUGUUCAGCUACCCGCCCAGCAGCCAGACCGUGGCUGUCCCGGCGGCCAGAGCCCCAGCGCAGAUCACCACCCGGCAGCUGAUUGAACUGUUUUUCUCAUCCCAGGCCGGCGGCCACUGCAAGAACAUCCCCACCCUGGAAUAUGGCUUCUUAGUGCAGAUAAUGAAGUACUCGGAGCAGAGGAUUCCCACGCUCAACGAGUACUGCGUGGUGUGUGACGAACAGCACGUCUUCCAGAACGGGUCCAUGCUGAAGCCUGCUGUUUGUACCAGGGAACUGUGUGUGUUCUCCUUCUACACGCUGGGUGUGAUGUCCGGGGCUGCUGAGGAGGUCGCCACUGGGGCAGAGGUGGUUGACCUUCUGGUGGCCAUGUGCAGAGCUGCUCUGGAGUCUCCUCGUAAGAGCAUCAUCUUCGAGCCCUACCCCUCCGUGGUCGACCCCAAUGACCCCAAGACUCUGGCCUUCAACCCAAAGAAGAAGAACUACGAGAGGCUGCAGAAAGCCCUGGACAGCGUCAUGUCCAUCCGAGAGAUGACCCAGGGCUCCUAUCUGGAGAUCAAGAAGCAGAUGGAUAAGCUGGACCCUCUGGCCCACCCCCUGCUGCAGUGGAUCAUCUCCAGUAACAGGUCCCACAUCGUCAAGCUGCCCCUCAGUCGGCAACUCAAGUUCAUGCACACCUCCCACCAGUUCCUGCUCCUCAGCAGCCCUCCGGCCAAGGAGGCUCGCUUCCGCACGGCCAAGAAGCUGUACGGGAGCACCUUCGCCUUCCAUGGUUCCCAUAUAGAGAACUGGCACUCCGUUCUGAGAAAUGGACUAGUCAAUGCCUCUUAUACCAAACUGCAGCUGCACGGGGCAGCCUAUGGAAAGGGCAUCUAUCUCAGCCCGAUCUCCAGCAUUUCUUUUGGAUACUCAGGAAUGGGGAAAGGACAGCACCGCAUGCCCACCAAAGAUGAGUUGGUGCAGCGCUACAACCGCAUGAACACCAUCCCACAGAACGCUUCCUGUCAGCAGAGUCGCCCCAUUCAAUCAAGGUUCCUUCAGAGUCGAAACCUGAACUGCAUCGCUCUGUGUGAAGUGAUCACGUCUAAAGACCUGCAGAAGCACGGGAACAUCUGGGUGUGUCCCGUGUCUGACCAUGUCUGCACGCGCUUCUUCUUCGUGUACGAGGACGGCCAGGUGGGCGACGCCAACAUCAACACCCAGGAGCCCAAGGUCCAGAAGGAGAUCAUGCGUGUGAUCGGGACCCAGAUCUACUCUAGCUAAUGGAGAGCCUCACCCCCCACAACAAGCUCCUCCCCUUCUGGCCCUCAGGAGACCCACUGGUACCCCCACACACACGGACGGACGGACGGACAGCGUUCAGAUACAGCCUCAGCCUCAGUCCCAAAAGGCUGACAGCAAAUUUGUUUUUCGCAGAAACAAUAUAUCAGACUUGUUUUUCUUGUGGUUCUCCUCUUUUGUUGUUGUUUACCUCGCCUUGUGUUGUGAGAGCUCACUCAGCUGCAGUCAGCUGCCUUCAGGCUACGCGCGUCGUUUCUUUCUCUCUGUCCAAAAAACUGUUUUGCUGUUGCCUCAGACACUCGCAGUACAACCAGAGCCUCGGCGUGGGACAGAGUUUACACACGCACACACAUCCAGGUGGACGCACACAAACACACACAGACACUCACGGUGUGUGGACGUACAACAAACCUGUGGAAUGACACACAAAGGAAACGAUUCACGCAGUGGGCACAAGGUCUGCUCCUCGCUCAAACAUGUGUGCUCUCAAACACUGAAACACACGCACACACACACACCCACAACCCCCCCCCCCCCCACGCACACACACACAAAAAGCCUUUC
This is a messenger RNA of Gadus chalcogrammus (walleye pollock), 2914 nucleotides long. Its product is annotated as protein mono-ADP-ribosyltransferase PARP6-like. Gene Ontology annotation, biological process: endoplasmic reticulum unfolded protein response. Gene Ontology annotation, molecular function: NAD+ poly-ADP-ribosyltransferase activity; protein serine/threonine kinase activator activity; kinase binding. Gene Ontology annotation, cellular component: intracellular anatomical structure; nuclear envelope; endoplasmic reticulum tubular network. NCBI's taxonomy places the organism in Eukaryota, Metazoa, Chordata, Actinopteri, Gadiformes, Gadidae. The record is from RefSeq and is a predicted model, not a curated record. The coding region runs from base 401 to 2332 and encodes 643 amino acids. The transcript is spliced from 23 exons.